AUAUAUGGCUGUAAACCCCGGGAGAAACCAAUGCAACUUUGUCUUCAAAACACUUUCUUUUUCUUUGAGUAUAGCCCCUAAUCCGCCAAAGAGCAAAGAGGGAAAAAACCAAAAAUAAGAACUGAUUCAGAGUUAUUUUUGGUUGUAUUCUUAGCUCUUACCACUUAUUAAAGAAUAUUUCCACUCUUUAUUUGUUUGUUCUUGGUCAAUAAAAUUAUGGACGUGAGUGCUCAAAUCCUCCUAGUAACCUUUCCGGCUCAAGGGCACAUCAACCCCUCGCUCCAAUUCGCCAAGCGCCUCGUGGAAAUGGGCGUCCACGUCACUCUCUUAAUGGCAAUUUCAGCCGUCAAAAGCAUAACCAAAAGCACCGUUGCGCCACAAGGCAUAACCUUUCUCGGCUUCUCCGAUGGCUACGACGACGGCUUCACAGCCGGCAUGGAUUUCGAAGCCUACAUGACUGACCUGAGGAGACGUGGUUCGGAGGCAGUAGCAACAGCCAUCACUGCUAGUGGUGGCAAUGGAAAGCCCAUUGUGCAUGUGGUCUACACCACCCUUCUCCUUUGGGUAAGCCAUGCUGCGCGUGACCUUCAUGUGCCAUCCACUCUCCUUUGGAUUCAACCAGCCACCAUCUUGGAUAUUUACUGCUAUUCCUUCUAUGGUUAUGGAGAUGUACUCAGUGAGAACAAAAUAUCUGACCCUUCAUGGUCAAUUGAAUUACCGGGAUUGCCACGACUCACUGACCGUGAUCUUCCUUCUUUUCUAAGUGCUGCAAAUGCGUAUAAAAGUCCGCUGCCUUUGUAUAAAGAGCAUAUAGAUGCUCUAGAUGAAGAAAAAAAUCCGAAAAUACUUGUAAACUCUUUCGAUGCAUUGGAAUCGAAGGCUCUACAGGCUAUUAAGAAGUUAAAUUUUGUUGCUAUUGGACCACUAAUUCCGUCAGCUUUCUUGGACGGAAAGGAUCCAUCUGACAUUUCUUUUGGAGGAGACCUCCUUGAAAAAUCAAAGGACUAUAUCGAUUGGUUGGAUUCGAAGCCAAGAGGAUCUGUUAUAUACGUGGCAUUUGGAAGCACCUCUGUUUUAGCGAAGAAACAAUCAGAGGAGGUCGCACGUGGUCUUCGUGAUUGCGGUAGGCCAUUUUUGUGGGUGAUGAGAGAAAAGGGAAAUGGUGAAAAAGAAGAAGAUGAUAAGGCGAGUUACAAAGAAGAAUUGGAGCGACAAGGGAUAAUUGUGUUGUGGUGUUCUCAAGUGGAGGUUUUGUCACACUCCUCCGUGGGUUGUUUUGUGAGUCAUUGCGGGUGGAAUUCUUCGAUAGAGAGCUUAGUUUUUGGGGUUCCAAUGGUGGCUUUUCCACAAUGGGCAGACCAAGCGACAAAUGCCAAGCUUAUUGAAGAUGUCUGGAAGACGGGGGUUCGACUGACAAAAAAUGGAGAAGGAAUUGUUGACGGUGGUGAGGUUAAGAUGUGCAUUGAAAUGGUGAUGGGAGGUGGGGGUAGAGGGAAGGAAAUGAGAAACAAUGCUAAGAAGUGGAAGGAUUUAGCAAGAGAAGCAACCAUGGAAGGUGGAUCGUCGGACAAGAAUCUCAAGGCUUUUGUUGAUGAGGUUAGAGCUCGUUAGAGCUUGUUUUAGACUAUUCGAACCUCAAUCUAGCCCAUUAAUAAGGUGAUGCAAUCCAUCCCAUAAAUAAGGUGAUGGAGGGUGAAUUCGAAGAAAGUCAUAUUUUAUUUUAAUUAAUUUAGGCUUAUUAUUUUUAUUUAUUAUAUUUUAAUUCAAUCAAAAUGUUGUAUCUACUUUCCUAGAUUCUUUUGUUUUAGGUUUCGUACUAUUAGAAAUAAGGAUGUAAGCCUUAGGGCACGUUGGUUGUUUAUUCUUUUUAUUAAUGAAAAUUGAGAGUUUUCUCAUUA
This is a messenger RNA of Rhododendron vialii, 1898 nucleotides long. Its product is annotated as phloretin 4'-O-glucosyltransferase-like. Bases 217 to 1611 code for a protein of 464 amino acids. The record is from RefSeq and is a predicted model, not a curated record. Gene Ontology annotation, molecular function: UDP-glycosyltransferase activity. The transcript has a single exon. Lineage: Eukaryota; Viridiplantae; Streptophyta; Magnoliopsida; Ericales; Ericaceae.